GAUAUUGACCGCUGGCAGCAAGCAAACAGUGCUUUAAACUUGUGUAGGUACUCUGCAAUUUAUAUUCGCCAAUCGUUUUGCUUUAGGAGUUGUAUGGAAGGUAUUUAAUCAUAUGUAGAUUAAAUCAUAGGUAGCGAAUGGCGAUUUUUCAACGAGUCACUCUGGGUUUCCCAUCGGUUGUCGGUAAAAGCGGCACUAGUCAAAGGAAUAUUUGAAAAUGUUACAUAGAAAUAUAGAAUAAUAAUAUGUGAACGACAUGGGUAUUAUAAUUCAUAGAUAAUAAUAGUAAAUUCAAAAUAUACAGAAAGGGCCGGGAGCUAAUCUUGCAUAUUAUUAUGAACUACCUAUGGUCUAUAUAGAUAUAUCAUAAAUAUUUAUCAAAUUUAUGAGAAGUAGGUAUUUUUCUCAGCGAAAAAAAUAUUUAUAUAAUGACGGCUAAAACCACGUUUAGUAAAUAGAUAAAGAUAAUAUUUCGUUAUAAUAUUAAUAUUAUGAACGCGAGUACAUGAAAAUAACUUCAUACAAUCUCCACGCUUCCCCGCGCACAGUUAAUCAGCCUACCACACCAUCCACAAACUGUCUCGUCUUUUACUCGAUUCUCUUAUCGCGACCGAACGGCCAUCGAAAACAACAAUAUUUAUAAAUAUAAAUUUAUUAAAUUGAUGAAAUGCUAUUAUAUUGUGUAUUAUACGUCUAUGAUGAAAAUAUACAAGGUGUGAUAAAACUGCAUCCCGAGUUUCAACAUGGAAUUAUUGUACAUUACCUAGAGAGAGUGUUUUAUCUCACACUAUAUUGAACAUUUUAUUUUUACCAUAGGUACUCCAAUUUUAUAUAUAAUACUCGUUUUCAGGAUUUACCCGUAUGGCCUAUAUAAAGCUAUGAGCCCACGUAGAGACCGCUCAUAAUAUUAUAUUUUUCGUACGUUCAUAGUUAUCGGUUUUCAGUCUUUUCACAUAAUAAUAUUAUUAAUAAAUAAUAAUCGCUAACAGCGCUGGCGUCGGCUGCACGGACGCACGGUGUCCAAUAGUCAUAAACAAUUUUUUCCGUUAACGGACAUUUAAUGAUCUACGGACGACUUGUAUUUGCAAUACUACAAUCGUCAUUACUCAUUAUAGUUUAUUGAAUAUUAAAUAUACCUAUUGUUACUAUAGUUAUAAAGUUUAUGGUUGGCAGUUUAUCACUUUGGAGCCGAAUAUCUAACAUAAUCUUGAAAAUAUUAAAACAAAAUGUGGAGUAUUGUUCAUUUUGUAAAAGACGACACCAUAGAAGUAGUUCCUGAUUUGUGGAUAAAAAAAAAAGACAAAGAGUUGUGCUUGGCCAGUUAAUAAAAAAACGGUAAGAAGAUUAAUCGAAAAAAGAAGUUAUUCUAAUGAUGUAGAAUAUAAAUGGUUUCCAUCGAGAGUUGUUGGACAGUUUAAAAGUUAUACUGAAGCAACUAAAAAGGCUGAUGAACUAAUGUCAAAAACUGAGAUAUCAUCUUGUGAUGAUGCAGUUUCUUCCAAGUCAAUUUCUAAAAUGAGAAGUCCUCCAAAAUUUUUAACAAAAGAAAACGCUUUGUCUACUUGUAUAUCAACUAAAACAAAAUGUAAUAGUUCUGCGAAGAAUUCUCCAACCGAAAGAGUGAUUGCAGAUAGAAAUCAGGACUUUCUUCAGCCAUUUGUAAUAUCUCAAUCAAAAGAUAAAAACAAAACACCUAAGUGUUCUUCUGUGAAAAGGGCCUUAUUUGAAACUCAUGAGACAUUUAAUCAUGUAAGUGAUGAUUCUUCAAACAAAGGACAUUAUUGUAUAGGGAAUUUACCAAUUGGGAAAAUAGGUGCAAAAGAUAUUGAUCAAGAUAUUGGUCAGCCACUGUCCCAAUCAUAUUAUAAUAAAAACAAUUACUCUAAGUUUUCUUUGGAAAAAGCUUCAUUUGAAACUAAUGAAUUUAACCAAGAAAACGCUGAGUUUUCAAAUUCAAGACAUUCCAUUUUGAACUCUCCUAUUGGAAAAAUAGUUGUUGAAGAUAAUGACCAGAACUUUUCUUCUUCACAUUCAAAAUCACUAUCAAAUAAUAAUAAUAACAGUAAUACACCUAUGUUUUCUUCUGCAAAAACUAUUAAUACUGCAGACAAAUUGAUGCCCAAUUGUGGUAUUUUUAUUUUUAUCCUUUUUACAUAUAACGGUUGUUUUAUCAUAAUUAUUUUUUUAGAUUUUCCAACAUUUGUGUUAAAUGCACUAACAAAAAUGAAAUACGACAUUUCUGGCAUUAAUUCAAAGACAAACGCUACACAUAUUCUUUUAAAUUCUUUUGUAACACAUUUUGGGAAUUCCAGUAUUCAAGAACAGCUGAACAAUAAUCAAAUAGGCCAAACUUCAGACUAUUGCAAUUUAUUUCCCAUUCAAACUGAAGAAGAUCUUCAGGCUGCAGAGAGUAGAAUUCUUGAUAAGAAUGUAAGAUUUAAUUUGGUACUUCAAUUGUCAUUGUUAGUUGGUAUUAAAGGUGUUGGAUAAAGCGUUCGUUGAUUAAUGAUUAAAAUGUUCUCAGAUGAAAUCCUUACUAGGAUUCAAAAAAAAAAAAAGGAUUUUUCCAAACUCGGAUGCUAUAAUUUAUUGAUAGAUGCAUUACGUUUAAUUACGUGUACAUCCAAAAUGUUAAAGAUGUUAUCAAUAAGGACUUCGAUAAACCUCUUGCUACAUGGAUAGCGCAUGCAUCAUUUCGAUUAAAAUCAAAUAAAGCUUAAGCUUUUUUAUAAUAACUGUAUUUAAAAAAUAUUUUAUUACAUUACAGCUUAAUUCCAAGCUAGAAAUGUCUUUUGUUAUAAUAUACAGAGUGUCCCACAAAGUUUUGACAAAUUAAAUAACUUGUAUUCUAUUCAA
Molecule: messenger RNA, 2856 nt
Organism: Acyrthosiphon pisum (pea aphid)
Lineage: Eukaryota; Metazoa; Arthropoda; Insecta; Hemiptera; Aphididae
Product: putative serine/threonine-protein kinase DDB_G0278509
Exons: 8
Coding region: 1456-2490 (344 amino acids)
Source: RefSeq, a predicted model, not a curated record